CCAGUCCGUAUGAACAAGAAAUGGAUGGAAUAUCAAGGAAUCAAGAACUGGGAAGGACUUCUCGAUCCACUCGACGAAAACUUACGUGCAGAAAUCAUAAGAUACGGCCACUUUGUCGAGGCUGCUUACAUGGGAUUCAACUGCGACACGUCAUCGUCCACGUACUCGUUAUGCCACCACCCAAAAAGAUCACUCCUACAACGUGCAGGGUUCCCAGACACUGGCUACAAGAUUACCAAGAAUCUACAAGCCACCUCAUCCAUCCAACCGCCAGAUUGGAUGAAAAAAGCCCCAAGGUGGACCACAAUUCGUUCCAGCUGGAUAGGUUACGUGUCAGUUUGUACCGACAAGAAAGAGAUCGCGCGACUAGGUCGUCGGGACGUGGUGAUCGCGUUACGCGGGACCUCCACUUUCCUUGAGUGGAUUGAAAAUCUCCGCGCUACACUAACACCGGUUUCUGAUGAUUCUGACUCGGGAAUGGUGGAGAGCGGUUUCCUUAGCUUGUACACCUCGAGAACCUCGGACUCUCCGAGUUUACAGGAACAAGUUAGAGAAGAGAUUCGACGGUUACUCAAAACCUACGGAAACGAGACAUUAAGCGUCACUAUAACGGGCCACAGCCUCGGUGCUGCCCUGGCUAUACUAGCGGCGUAUGACAUCAAGAAGACCAUCCGUCGGGAACUGUUGGUAACCGUCAUAUCAUUCGGUGGGCCGCGGGUGGGGAACCGGAGCUUCCGGAAUGUUCUUGAACAACAAGGGACGAAAGUUCUAAGGAUUGUAAACUCGGAUGACCUAGUAACUAAAUUACCGGGGUUCGUGCUAGAUGCUGAAGAUAAUAGUUACGGCCAAUGGGCGGGGAUUCCGGGGUGGUUACCGUGGUGGGUGUAUGCGGAAGUGGGGCGGGAGUUGCGGUUGAGCAGCCGACAAUCGCCCCAUCUGGCCGGAAUAAAUGUGGCCACAUGUCAUGAACUGGGGACUUAUUUGCAACUUGUUAAUGGUUUCGUGAGUUCUGAUUGA
Molecule: messenger RNA, 1017 nt
Organism: Impatiens glandulifera
Lineage: Eukaryota; Viridiplantae; Streptophyta; Magnoliopsida; Ericales; Balsaminaceae
Product: phospholipase A(1) DAD1, chloroplastic-like
Exons: 1
Coding region: 10-1017 (335 amino acids)
Biological process (GO): lipid metabolic process
Molecular function (GO): glycerophospholipase activity
Source: RefSeq, a predicted model, not a curated record